AAGUUACUACUGUACUUCAAUUACUACUACUCCUACUUGUAGCAGUAGCUCAAUCACAAAGAAACCAUUCUUUCUCAUUUUUCUAUAACUAGUAACUUCACCCACCACUCUUGUUCUUUUUGAUCUUCCAUUUUUCCUUAAACAUACUCUCUUCUUCUUGUGAGAUCCUUUCACUUUUCUUUUCUUAAGAUCUAUCUAUUUGCUUAUCAAGUUUUCAUCUUUCUCAUUUUUCACCUUCUGGGUCUUGUUUGCUUUUUCUUCUUCAGAUUAUUGCUAAAUUUGGUUAUUGUGUGCAAUGAAGCGUGUAGUUGAAGAAUGGAACAUGGGGUGUUGGGGGUUAAGGAGAAGAAUCAAUGAGGAAUAAAGUGAUUUUUUUUUGUUGUGAAACUGGUUUUGGUUGAGGAUUCAAGAGUAGGGAAUAUUAAGAUUUUAACGAGUUUUUUGGUUGGUGAAAGAGGGGUGUAGAGUGUAACAAAGAAUGAUAUUAUGUAGUAGAAAGAAGAAAGAGAAUAAUAGAGUUGUUUUUUGGUGGGAGUUGUCAUUUUCUGCUUAUUUUGUUGCUUAAUUUGUCUACUUAGAGAGAGUGUUUUUGAUUGUGGGCUCAAUUUUUGAGUUUACAAAUUUCUUAUAACUUUUUGUUCCAAUGAGACUCUCUUCAGCUAGUUUUAGUCCUCCACCCCAAGAAGGGGAAAAGAGAGUUCUAGAUUCAGAACUUUGGCAUGCAUGUGCUGGCCCUCUUGUCUCUUUGCCAGCAGUUGGAAGUAGAGUUGUGUACUUUCCACAAGGCCACAGUGAACAAGUGGCUGUGUCAACUAACAAGGAAGUCGAUGCACAUAUCCCAAACUAUCCAAGCUUACCUCCUCAGCUUAUUUGUCAACUUCAUAAUUUGACUAUGCAUGCUGAUGUGGAGACCGAUGAAGUGUAUGCGCAGAUGACCUUGCAACCUCUGAAUGCUCAAGAGCAAAAAGAGGCUUACCUUCCAGCAGAGUUGGGAACUCCAAGUAAACAGCCGACAAACUACUUUUGCAAGACCUUGACUGCUAGUGACACAAGCACUCACGGGGGAUUCUCUGUUCCUCGCCGGGCGGCUGAAAAAGUGUUUCCUCCUUUGGAUUUCUCCCAACAGCCUCCUGCUCAAGAGUUAAUAGCAAGGGACUUGCAUGGUAACGAAUGGAAAUUCAGACAUAUCUUCCGAGGCCAGCCCAAAAGACAUCUACUUACAACUGGAUGGAGUGUUUUUGUGAGUGCUAAAAGACUUGUUGCUGGUGAUUCUGUGCUGUUUAUCUGGAAUGAAAAGAACCAAUUGCUUCUUGGUAUUCGCCGUGCUAGCCGACCACAAACUGUGAUGCCUUCCUCAGUAUUGUCAAGUGAUAGUAUGCACUUGGGACUUCUUGCUGCAGCAGCUCAUGCGGCUGCAACCAAUAGCCGUUUCACUAUUUUCUAUAACCCACGUGCGUGUCCAUCCGAAUUUGUCAUACCCUUGGCGAAGUAUGUUAAAGCUGUGUAUCAUACUCGAGUUUCAGUUGGUAUGCGUUUCAGGAUGCUCUUUGAAACAGAGGAGUCUAGUGUGCGACGAUACAUGGGUACAAUAACUGGCAUUUGUGACCUAGAUUCUGUCCGGUGGCCUAACUCACAUUGGCGCUCGGUAAAGGUUGGUUGGGAUGAAUCCACUGCCGGAGAAAGGCAACCUAGAGUGUCUUUGUGGGAAAUCGAGCCAUUAACAACGUUUCCUAUGUAUCCGUCACCAUUCCCUCUUAGGCUUAAACGACCAUGGCCUCCUGGAUUGCCUUCGUUCCAUGGCAUGAAAGAUGAUGAUUUUGGCAUGAGUUCUCCUUUGAUGUGGCUCCGAGACACGGAUAGAGGGCUUCAAUCUCUUAAUUAUCAAGGGAUUGGGGUUAAUCCUUGGAUGCAGCCAAGGUUUGAUCCCGCCAUGCUGAAUAUGCAAACCGAUAUGUAUCAAGCUGUGGCUGCUGCUGCACUUCAGGACAUGAGGACUGUAGUAGAUCCUUCCAAACAGCUUCCUGGUUCCUUGCUUCAAUUUCAGCAACCACCGAACUUCCCGAACAGGACCGCUGCUUUAAUGCAGGCUCAGAUGUUGCAACAGUCGCAACCUCAACAGGCUUUUCAAAAUAAUAAUCAGGAGAAUCAAAAUCUGUCGCAAUCUCAGCCACAAGCUCAGACUAAUCCUCAACAGCAUCCACAGCAUCAGCAUUCAUUCAAUAAUCAACUCCAUCAUCAUAGCCAGCAGCAACAACAAACUCAACAGCAAGUGGUGGAUAAUAAUCAGCAGAUUUCUGGUUCGGUCUCUACAAUGUCUCAGUUUGUUUCAGCGACUCAACCUCAAUCACCACCACCCAUGCAAGCUCUCUCUUCUCUAUGCCAUCAGCAGAGUUUUUCUGAUUCAAAUGUGAACUCUUCAACUACUAUUGUUUCUCCUUUGCACAGUAUCAUGGGUUCAUCGUUUCCGCAUGAUGAAUCAUCCCUCCUUAUGAGUCUUCCAAGAACAAGCUCUUGGGUUCCUGUUCAAAAUUCAACUGGUUGGCCAUCCAAACGCAUUGCAGUGGAUCCACUCCUCUCUUCGGGAGCAUCUCAAUGUAUUCUGCCUCAGGUGGAGCAGCUAGGGCAGGCACGGAAUUCGAUGUCUCAAAAUGCUAUUACAUUGCCACCAUUUCCUGGUAGGGAGUGCUCAAUAGACCAAGAAGGGAGCAAUGAUCCGCAAAGUAAUCUUUUAUUCGGUGUCAAUAUAGAUCCCUCAUCUCUUCUACUGCAUAAUGGGAUGUCGAACUUUAAGGGGAUCAGUGGCAACAACAAUGAUUCCUCAACCAUGUCCUACCAUCAAUCUUCUAGUUACAUGAACACCGCAGGCGCUGAUUCUUCGUUGAAUCAUGGAGUAACGCCUAGUAUUGGUGAAUCUGGUUUCUUGCAUACCCAGGAAAACGGGGAGCAAGGAAACAACCCACUGAACAAGACCUUUGUGAAGGUUUAUAAAUCAGGGUCCUUCGGAAGAUCGUUGGAUAUCACUAAAUUCAGCAGCUACAAUGAGCUGCGUAGUGAGCUCGCCCGAAUGUUCGGACUGGAAGGCGAGUUGGAGGACCCUGUGAGAUCAGGCUGGCAGCUUGUAUUCGUUGACCGAGAGAAUGAUGUUCUUCUCCUCGGUGAUGGCCCUUGGCCGGAAUUUGUGAAUAGUGUAUGGUGCAUCAAGAUACUUUCGCCUGAGGAAGUGCAGCAAAUGGGCAACACUGGCCUCGGGCUUUUGAACUCGGUUCCAAUUCAAAGGCUCUCAAAUAGCAUUUGUGAUGACUAUGUGAGCCGUCAAGAUUCAAGAAAUCUAAGCAGCGGGAUAACAACCGUGGGAUCUCUAGACUACUAAAAGAUGUGACUGCUAAUAGUCUGCAUUUUUUUAUGGAAAGUGUUAUCUAAAUGUAGUUUAUCUUAUAUAAUAUAGCCUUUUAUUUUUAUUUACAUGUUUUUCAUGCUAGGACUAUUCAUAAACUAAUACUGUAACUAUAUGGUAUCUUGUCAUUGUGCUAGCUACAAUUAUAUACAAUACUUAAUCCGUUAGGAAAUCAAUGUGUGAAGUUUAAGACAUUUA
Messenger RNA from Medicago truncatula (barrel medic), 3592 nucleotides. Its product is annotated as auxin response factor 6. The record is from RefSeq and is a predicted model, not a curated record. Gene Ontology annotation, biological process: response to hormone; regulation of DNA-templated transcription. Gene Ontology annotation, molecular function: DNA binding. Lineage: Eukaryota; Viridiplantae; Streptophyta; Magnoliopsida; Fabales; Fabaceae. The coding region runs from base 644 to 3370 and encodes 908 amino acids. Gene Ontology annotation, cellular component: nucleus. The transcript has 14 exons.